AUGGCGGGAGCCUCCGACCCGCUGGAGGACAUGCUGCUGAGAGAUCUGGACGAGAGGGCCGUGCGGGACCUGGUGGGGAGUCUGGAGGACCAGCUGGGGGACCGGGGGGACCUGGGGGACCGGGGGGACCGGGGGGACCGGGGGGACCGGGGGGAGGACACCUCCACCGGGAGUCUCUCCACCGGGAGUCUCGGGGCUCCUCUCUCGGCUGUGGAGCAUCUUAAAGUCCCCUCUCCUUCUUCUUCUACCUCCGGAGCAUCAGGUCUACAAACAGCUGCUGGAGCCCCUGCCGGACCUGAACCCCCGACCUCCUCCUCCUCUCAGGGGCCACAGAGUCUAAACUCCGGGACGCUGGUGAACUCGGUGACCCCUCAAACUGGGACUAGCACCGGGAUCAGUACCGCACACAACGGAGUGGAGCCCAAGCUGGGGUCCCUGAGCUCCCCCCAGGUGACCCAAAGCUCCCCCCAGGUGACUCACAGCGCCCCCCAGGUGACUCACAGCGCCCCCCAGCUGACCCAGGUAACCCACAGCGCCCCCCAGGUGACUCACAGCGCCCCCCAGCUGACCCAGGUAACCCACAGUGCACCACAGGUGACCCACAGCGCCCCCCAGGUGACUCAGGUGACCCACUGCGCCCCCCAGGUGACCCACAGCGCCCCCCAGGUGACCCACAGCGCCCCCCAGGUGACUCAGAUGACCCACAUCGUCCCCCAGGUGACCCACAGCGCCCCCCAAGUAACCCAGGUGACCAACAGCGCCCCCCAGGUGACCCACAGCACCCCCCAGGUGCAAAACAAGAUGCCCGUGACUGGGGGCUCUGUGAUCCUGGCGCCCCCUCCCCCAGCGAUGGCCUUGAAGCCGGCUAUGAACGGGGUGGCAGUGGUGAGGCCCCCGGGAGCCGCCAUGAUGGUGAGGCCCCCGGGGACCCCCGUGAUGGUGAGGCCCCCAGGGAACCCCGUGGUGACGGUGGCCCCCUCCCUCCAGCAGCAGAGGCCCGGGCUGGUGGCCCCCGGCAGAGCGACGGCCCCCCAGCUGGCUGUGAGGCCCCAGCAGCAGCAGACCACCAUCCAGCUGCCCCCAGGGUUCAGCAUGCCCCCUGCCAAUGAGUUCAAAGUGUCUUCAACCAAUCAGUGA
Messenger RNA from Trematomus bernacchii (emerald rockcod), 1137 nucleotides. RefSeq names its product MAGE-like protein 2. The transcript has 2 exons. The coding region runs from base 1 to 1137 and encodes 378 amino acids. The record is from RefSeq and is a predicted model, not a curated record. NCBI's taxonomy places the organism in Eukaryota, Metazoa, Chordata, Actinopteri, Perciformes, Nototheniidae.